This is a messenger RNA of Diaporthe amygdali, 2475 nucleotides long. RefSeq lists its product as uncharacterized. NCBI's taxonomy places the organism in Eukaryota, Fungi, Ascomycota, Sordariomycetes, Diaporthales, Diaporthaceae. Gene Ontology annotation, molecular function: DNA-binding transcription factor activity; transcription cis-regulatory region binding. The transcript is spliced from 3 exons. The coding region runs from base 1 to 2475 and encodes 824 amino acids. The record is from RefSeq and is a predicted model, not a curated record. Gene Ontology annotation, cellular component: nucleus. Gene Ontology annotation, biological process: positive regulation of transcription by RNA polymerase II.
AUGGGGAUUCCCAGCUUUAACCCCGCUUUAAUUGGCCCGCCAGCAGAAGAGCGACAGGAAGCGGACGACACCGACGACAGACCGGGCCACAUCCAGUCCGAGGUAUGCCUCGACCCAAGAGGCCGGGUGCGCCGGAACCGAAGAAACGCAGUAGGAAUGGUUGUUGGUGAGACGUGUGAUUAUAGUAUCAAGCUGAAUUGGGAAGGGAGGAAAAAGAAGAACCCUGGCUUCGAGACCAUCCUAUUCCAAGUCCCUUCGGAAUCUUCAUCGAGUUCGCAGCAAGAUGCGCGGUGUACAUCAGUUGCAUCGUCCAUCGCGACGACAUCGCGCAUGACAGAGGGGCAGUCGCCGUCGAUGAGCAGCUUCCGAGCCGGUGAACAGGAGACAAUCCCAGGCUCGGAGCCCGCAAGGGCCUCCUCCUCCGGCACAAGCUCAAAGGGCUCCCUCCCUGGCAUGAAUGUCUUUGGCGGCCGAUCCAGAGGACAUGCCCGCGACAACUCAGUCGAAAUACCAGUAUGCUCUCCUGAUUUUUCGGGUCCAAUACCAUUGCUUCCUCAACCUCACAUCAGCAAUUUCAACGCCGUAUCAGGGCCAUAUGCCUCCGCGUCCGAGAAUAGCAUCGAUGGCAUCGGACGCCCACCUCCGCUCAAGCGGCUGAAGUACAGCGUCGACCUCGACGUGCCUCCGCAGAUCUCGUCACCAACCGAAUCCACCUCCGCGGGCGCCACACCUCGGCUCUUCCCCAGCAUCACCAGCACCGGGCUAGCUACAGCCACCACUGCCUCCUCGCCAUUGACGCCAGCUGCCUCCUCGCCGUAUAGCGACGGAGGGCGCCAAACCUCUUCCAGCCAUGGGAUGCUUGGGUCUCCUGAUGUCCGCAAGAUGUCAGUCAACUCGCUUUUAUCAGGACCUCCCGGCCCGGUAGCGCGACAGUAUGCGCCGCCAUCGGAGAGAGCAGUCAAUGCAAGGACUACUUUGUGCUUGUCGCAAGUCACCACAUACUAUGGAGUCGAUCCUGGUUUCAAGGACUUGGACCUCGGCCAAAAUGACGAUGCCCAUGCUAUAAUCAAGUCGUUCAGGGACUCCACUGCCGAGGAUGAUAUGAGGGCGGCCGAGUCCAUCAGGACAGAGGACAAGAGCGCGACACGCCGGCAAGGGUACUAUAACCGCCCUAUGCCGGUCCGCAUUCCUCAAGACCUUGAGCCCUUGCCCUCCAAGCUGCGCGACAAUCCAAUGAACUUGCUGUACUUCCAUCAUUUUAUGAACCAUACAGCCAAAGCCCUUGUCCCUCACGAUGAUGAGCAGUCCAAUCCGUACAGACAUGUCCUGCCACAGAUGGCCGUCCAGAACGACAAUCUACUGAGCCUCAUGCUGGCAUACUCUGCUUCUCACCGUGCCCACCUGUUGAACCAACCAGAGCCCGCGACACGAAUAGCACACUGGGUGCAAGACAUCUUCCCAGCUUUGCGAGCCGCGCUCAACGACCCGAACCAGAAGAUAUCCAACGCCAACAUAGCAACAGGUAUCAUGCUCGCGUCACUGGAGAUCGUCAGCCCAACCGCAUUCGGCUAUACUAUCCCGUGGCAGCGACACCUUGGGCUCGCGCGCGAGCUGAUCGCGUCGCGGCCGGACGGGAUCCGCUGGUCGCGGCGGUGGACGCAGGAGGACCAGGUGCGCGCGUUCCUGUGGAGCUGGCUGGCGUACCUGGACGUGCUGGGCACGCUGAGCGGGGGCCGGAGGGAGAGCUCGACGGCGUGGAUCCUGGACUACCAGAAGGACGACUACGAGGAGGAGUUUGACGAGAUCGACUGCCUGAUGGGCAUGACGACGCGCGGCGUCUACAUCCUGGCCAAGGUGGCCGAGCUGGCCAAGGAGUGCGACGCGCUGCGCGCGCACGGCGGCGGUGGCGGGGGCACAAUCGCCGCCCCCGCCCACGCCGCCGUGGUGGUGGAUCUGCCUCACGCGCCCGGGGUGCUCGGCAGGGAGUGGCAGCCGCCCAAGGACAUCAUCACGAGGGCGUGGGAGCUGGAGGACGAGGCGAAGCGCAGCAUGAUCCUGCCGCCGCAGCCGUGCAAGCACCUGCACGCGUCGGGCGACGUGGUGCGGUGGGAGCAGCGCGAGAUGACGGCGCUCAACGAGGCGUUCCACUGGGCCGGUCUGGUGCACCUGCACCGGCGGGUGCUGGGCAAGCCGUCGGGCCACGAGGACGUGCAGGCCGCGGUGCUCAAGAUCCACGCCUGCAUCGACUGCGUGCCGCUGGGCGGCAGCGCCGAGGCCAGCCUGCUGUUCCCGCUCUUCACGGCCGCGUGCGAGACGCUCGCCGACGAGGAGCGGCGGGCCAGGGUCCGCGAGAGGCUGGGGAGCAUGGCCCGCAGCGGGUUCUUGCAGGUUGCGCGGGCCAAGGUGCUGGUGGAGAAGGUGUGGGAGAGUGGCAGGCCAUGGGAUGAGAUGGUGACGACCGAGUUUAUUGGGUGA